GGGGCGGCCGCGGCGAUGCUGCUGGUGCUGUCGGAGGAGCACCGGGCGCACCUGGGCUGUUUGCCGCGGGCGGGCGGCGCAGGCGUGGUCGAGCUGGGGCGCCUGGCGCUGGAGCAGCUGCGGCGGGGAGCGGCACCGCGGGCCUGCGAGGCCGCCGCCCGAAAGCUGAACGUUGGCGUUGACACCAUUCAUCAUGGAGUAGAGGGACUAACAUAUCUUCUUACUGAAAGCUCCAAGCUUAUGAUUUCUGAGAUUGACUUUCAAGAUUCCAUUCAUGUUCUGGGAUUCUCAGAUGAAUUGAAUAAAUCCUUGCUCCAGCUGUACCUUGACAACAGGAAGGAGAUCAGGACCAUUCUUGGAGAGCUGGCACCAAGGCUGCCCAGCUACCACAGUCUGGAGUGGAGACUGGAUGUGCAGCUUGCAAGCAGAAGUUUGAGACAACAGAUCAAGCCUGCUGUGACCAUGAAGCUACAUCUUAACCAGAAUGAAGAUCAAACUGCCCAGGUGUUGCAAACUGACCCUGCUACCCUCCUCCGCCUGAUCCAGCAACUGGAGCAGGCACUGGGGGAGAUGAAGACAAACCACUGCAGGAGAAUAGUGCGCAACAUGAAAUAGCCUCAAUUCCUGCCUGCUCUUGUACUAAGCAGUUUGUGAAACAGCUCAAAACAAAGCUCACAGAUAUGUUUUGAGGAAAAAGAAACAUCUGGAUCAGAUGAACUGCUUUCCUGUGCCAGGAUCUUGAGCCAGUAAUUACAGGCCAAAUGUCCUCGGCUGCCAGCUUUGCAAACCUGACCGGUACAAGAUAGGUAAUUGGGUUUGCUUUACUUGCAAAUGGAGGCAUUCAGCAUACUAUGCUGAGAAUUCCUUUAGUUCCUUUAGUUCUAAGUUAGUAUAGAUCUGCUUGAGCUUUCCUACUUUAGGUAGAACUGUCUCAAUAUUAUAUGAAGCUGCAUAUUUAUAAGUAAUUUUUUCUCUUUUGCUUCUCUUUUGAAAUAUUUUUUAAACCCUUACAGUGGUGGGAAUGAUACUUUGCAGGAAGAUUUCUCCCGUAUAGACUCAGGUAUGUGUAAAAGCCGAUGUGGGACUGCUGCCCUUUUCCUCCAGAGGGGGAGUGCGUCAAUGGGGGCUGGUGUGACACUGCUGCUCUGCCCUUCUCACCUAUAACCGAGCUAACCUUCGUUAGCAGAGCCUGCUGUGACCCCACAGGACAGCUGAGGCUUUCUGCAGCCAGCCCAGUGGCCUGCACUGGGUUGGCAAACUGGUUAUUUGUGAAGGUGGUCUCAAAACUUGCAAAAGCAGAGCUGUGGCUGAGAAGGCAGGUUAAGAAUAGUGUUAACCUCUGCUAACUCUGGUCUUUGUGCCCUGAUGCCAUGGUUUGCGUUCCCCUAUUCGGGUGGUGCUCAUAAAGGCAAGACCAGCUAUUGCAACCAAAAUUAUGCGAUGGUUUAUGAAGGGAGCAACAUGUGAUGGUUCCCUGUCACUUUUUUGAUAGAGCACUAAAUCCAGGUGAGCAUCCUGUCAGUGCAGCCUCUGAGUGCACAGACCAACUAAAAAUGCAACUAGUUUAGGCAUAAACAAGAUUAUUUUCUUAAAAGCAGAACCAGGCUCGGCCCUUAGCUACAUACUUCCCAACAGAUCUGUGUCCCGGUCUAUUUGCUCCUGCUCUAAAUGGUAAAGGGCACAAAGUUCGGGUUUUAUAAUCCAGAAAGGAGACAUUUUGCUACACAGUGGGUGUUUGUCUUCCAGUGAGAAUUGUUCAUAGUCUCAAGAGCUGGCUUGGGAUGUGCUUCACCUUACAUUUUCCAAAACUGGAAACGACUAAAACUACCAGUUUUCAACCACUGUAAAACAUUGUUUCCUGAAUCUGCACAUUAUUUGCUCAGCUGCUUAGCAGAGAACAAAAUGUAACCCAGUUCUUAAAACUCAGGAUGCUGUAAUUUGUGUAGUGGUGUAAUACCUUUAUAUUCUUUUAAACAUUGAAUAAACUCAAGAAGCAAUGCUUUUC
This is a messenger RNA of Myiozetetes cayanensis, 2005 nucleotides long. It is a transcript of the gene COMMD2, whose product is annotated as COMM domain containing 2. The transcript is spliced from 5 exons. NCBI's taxonomy places the organism in Eukaryota, Metazoa, Chordata, Aves, Passeriformes, Tyrannidae. The coding region runs from base 16 to 615 and encodes 199 amino acids. The record is from RefSeq and is a predicted model, not a curated record.